Messenger RNA from Sebastes umbrosus (honeycomb rockfish), 3289 nucleotides. RefSeq names its product chloride channel, voltage-sensitive 1a (gene clcn1a). Gene Ontology annotation, molecular function: voltage-gated chloride channel activity. Gene Ontology annotation, cellular component: membrane. Gene Ontology annotation, biological process: chloride transport; transmembrane transport. NCBI's taxonomy places the organism in Eukaryota, Metazoa, Chordata, Actinopteri, Perciformes, Sebastidae. The record is from RefSeq and is a predicted model, not a curated record.
UGUGUGUGUGUGUGUGCGAGUCUCCCUGGCUGGGUGUCCAGCGACGGUCCUGGUAAUGCUGAGACAGACGGUGGAGCGGGUGGGUUUAUUUUUGGGCCAGUGACAGUGUGUCAAUGGCCGCAGAUGCGUCGGAAAGGAAGGCUCUGAGAUACAAGCAAACUCUGCUCUAUGGGGAGUACCAAGAGAACCAAGGAGGCUCUGGCAGACGGGAGGCCACACGCCUGCUGACAGAGAGACAGAUCAAGAAACAUGGCAACCAUCCCCGCAGCCAUGGCAGGACACGACAUGGCCGGCGUAGCCACGGUCAAAAUGGAUACCACAGCCGACAUCAGCACGGCUAUCACAGCAGACAGAGGAACAGGCGUCAGUCCAACAUGGAAGCAGAGGGUGACGAGCAAGAUGAGCAAACUGCUGAACCCGACCUCACGUCCUCUACCAGGAAGAAACGCUCCUACUCCAAGUGUAGAGACUGCAUAGCACGGGUGCAGCAAUUCCUUGUGACCAGGUUAGGAGAAGACUGGAUCUUCCUCGUUCUGCUGGGCAUCACAAUGGCACUGGUCAGCUGGACAAUGGACUAUGCCAGCGCAAAGAGCCUGCAAGCCUAUAAAUGGAUUUAUGGGGAGCUGAGGGGGAACAUCCCUCUGCAGUACCUGGCCUGGGUUUCAUAUCCCCUGAUCUUCAUCCUGUUCUCCUCCCUCUUCUGUCACCUGGUUGCUCCUCAAGCUAUCGGUUCCGGCAUCCCAGAGCUGAAGACCAUCCUGAGAGGUGUGGUGCUAAAGGAAUAUUUAACACUCAGGGCCUUUGUUGCUAAAGUCAUUGGUCUGACUGCUGCCCUGGGCAGCGGGAUGCCCGUAGGCAAAGAGGGCCCGUUUGUUCACAUCGCCAGUAUCUGUGCUGCAGUUCUCAGCAGGUUCAUGUCCUUCUUUUCUGGAGCUUAUCAGAAUCCAUACUGUUAUACAGACAUCCUGACAGUGGGCUGUGCUGUUGGGGUGGGCUGCUGCUUUGGUACUCCACUUGGAGGUGUGCUCUUCAGUAUAGAGGUAACAUCCACAUACUUUGCUGUGAGAAACUACUGGAGAGGAUACUUUGCUGCUACAUUUAGCGCCUUCAUAUUCAGAGUGUUAUCCGUGUUCAACAAAGACGCAGUAACCAUCACUGCUCUGUUCAGGACUAACUUUCGCAUGGAUUUCCCUUUUGACCUGCAGGAGCUGCCAGCCUUCGCUAUUAUUGGGAUCUGCUGUGGGUUCUUGGGGGCGUUCUUCGUCUAUCUCAACAGACAGGUGGUGCUCUUCAUGAGACGACCCAACGCUAUGACCCGCUUCCUCAUCAAACACCGGCUGAUCUUUCCUGCUGUGGUAACGCUGGUCAUCGCCACCUUGACCUUCCCACCCGGGUUUGGACAGUUCAUGGCAGGAGAGCUGAUGCCAAGGGAGUGUAUCAACUCCCUUUUUGACAACUUUACGUGGACAAAGAUUUCAGGAUCUCCUCCUCCGGUCGGUCUGGGCCGCUCCGCCGCCUGGCUGCACCCUAAUGUCAGCGUCUUCGUCAUCCUGCUGCUCUUCUUAUUCAUGAAGUUCUGGAUGUCCGCUGUGGCCACCACCAUGCCCAUUCCAUCUGGGGCUUUCAUGCCUGUCUUCAUACUGGGAGCUGCAUUCGGCAGGCUGGUAGGGGAGAUCAUGGCGACCCUGUUUCCUCAUGGGAUUGUGUUUGAUGGCAUCCUUUACCGCAUCAUCCCUGGAGGGUACGCAGUCAUUGGUUACGGCAGCUUUGACCGGGCUGUGACUCACACGGUGUCCACGGCGGUGAUCUGCUUUGAGCUGACAGGCCAGAUCUCCCACAUCCUGCCCAUGAUGGUGGCAGUAAUCCUGGCCAACAUGGUGGCCCAGGGCCUGCAGCCCUCCCUGUACGACUCCAUCAUCCAGGUGAAGAAGCUGCCGUACCUGCCGGAGCUCGGCUUCGGGCACAUGAGCCAGUAUAACAUCUUUGUAGAAGACAUCAUGGUGAGAAAGGUGAAGUUUAUAUCGUCUCAGUCCACAUACAGAGAAGUCAAACUGCUGCUGGACUCCUCCUCGCUCAAUUCAAUCCCUCUGGUCGACUCAAAAGAUUCUAUGAUCCUAUUGGGCAGCAUCGACAGGUUGGAGCUUCUGGCUCUCUGUGAUUGGUGGUUGUCACCAGAGAGAAGGCUACUGAUGCAGGGUCAGAGCCUCCAGGAGCAGAACCAGUCUCAGAAACACAGCUGGGAGUCCUUUGCCUUCGUAGAUGAAGAGGAAGAGGAGGACGGAGAGAAGGGCAGCCCGCUGCAGGAGGAAAGGAAUGGCCCCCUGCCUCCUCCAAAGCCUCAGGAGCCUUCCUCAAACCACACUGCUUCUGUCCCUGAAAAAGGACCUCUACAGUCUGUGAGGGAAACACUCAGGAAUCUCUUCACCUCCAAGAACAGACAGACGGAAGGACAGUCGCAGGAGCCCUGUCCUCCUCCCCUGUCAGACACGAUGACACCAGAGGAGAUCACAGCGUGGGAAGAGGCAGAGAUGGACGAGCCAAUGGAAAUCGAUGAGAUACGAGUAGACCCUUCCCCUUUCCAGCUGGUUGAGAGAACAUCAUUACACAAGACCCACACCUUAUUCUCACUGCUGGGGCUAAGUCACGCUUAUGUUACCAGUAUCGGUAAACUGGUGGGAGUGGUGGCGCUGAAAGAGCUCCAGAAGGCCAUCGAGGGCUCCACGCGCUCUGGCGUGCGGCUCCGCCCUCCGCUCGCCAGCUUUCGCGACAUCAGCAACCGCAACUCUGCUCCUAAACCUCCACCUUCUUCUCCCACUGCCCCUUCCUCUCCGACCUCUCCAACCUCAGCUCCAACUGCUCCCCAGCUUUCACCCCCCUCUGCCCCUCACCACCACCUUCAUUGCCACGAGAAUGAAACGGAGGUGUGGGUCGAGGGCGUGACCCCGGAGGUGGAGGAGAGCAGCAGCUACAGUGCAGGAAGCGGUGGUGUUAGCAUCAGCACUGGGGCCUGCAGCUCAGCCAGUCGGAGUUACAGCAACAACAGCAACUUCACCCUCCCUCCCUCCACCACUCCUCCCCCAGUUCCUUCUUCCUCCACUCCUCCUCCUCCUCCUCCUCCUUCCUCCUCCACGCUGACACCCUUACAGAGACUCCUUGAGGGGGAUGAAGACAGUGAUGAUGAGCCAAUGGUUUAGACUAGACAAGAGUGAUGGUUAUGUUUUUUUUUUUAUAAUGGAAAACUUUUUUAAUGGUGUGAGUUUUUUUCUGUUCUUAAUUUGUUGCUCUGGUC